Opisthocomus hoazin is the source of this 2532-nucleotide messenger RNA. NCBI's taxonomy places the organism in Eukaryota, Metazoa, Chordata, Aves, Opisthocomiformes, Opisthocomidae. The record is from RefSeq and is a predicted model, not a curated record.
AUGACAGGAGUGUGCUGUUGCUGUGCUGCUUUGCGACCUCGCUACAAGCGUCUGGUAGAUAACAUAUUUCCUGAAGAUCCAAAAGAUGGUCUUGUUAAAGCUGAUAUGGAGAAGCUGACUUUCUAUGCGGUUUCUGCACCAGAAAAGCUGGAUCGAAUCGGUGCUUACUUAGCAGAGAGACUGAGCAGAGAUGUUGUCAGACAUCGCUAUGGGUAUGUUUUAAUUGCCAUGGAGGCAUUGGACCAACUUCUAAUGGCUUGCCAUUCUCAAAGCAUAAAACCGUUUGUUGAAAGCUUCCUUCAUAUGGUGGCCAAGCUUCUGGAAUCAGGCGAACCAAAGCUGCAAGUUCUUGGAACUAAUUCUUUUGUCAAAUUUGCCAACAUUGAGGAAGACACACCUUCGUAUCACAGACGCUAUGAUUUCUUUGUGUCUCGAUUCAGUGCCAUGUGUCAUUCAUGUGACCACGAUCCAGAAAUACAAACUGAGAUCCGAAUUGCUGGAAUCAGGGGCAUUCAGGGAGUGGUUCGAAAAACAGUUAAUGAUGAACUUCGAGCAACUAUAUGGGAACCUCAGCACAUGGACAAGAUUGUACCAUCAUUGCUGUUUAAUAUGCAGAAAAUAGAAGAUAUUGACAGCCGAAUAGGCCCUCCAUCCUCUCCUACAGGAGGAGAGAAAGAGGAGAAUCCUGCUCUGCUGGCUGAGAAUUGUUUCAGGGAACUACUGGGACGAGCAACCUAUGGAAAUAUGAAUAAUGCUGUUAGACCAGUUUUUGCGCAUUUAGACCAUCAUAGACUAUGGGAUCCCAACGAAUUUGCUGUUUCCUGUUUCAAAAUCAUCAUGUAUUCUAUACAGGCACAGUAUUCGCAUCAUGUAAUACAAGAAAUCCUUGGACACCUUGAUGCUCGCAAAAGGGACUCACCACGAGUUCGUGCUGGCAUUAUUCAGGUUCUUUUGGAAGCAGUUGCAAUAGCAGCUAAAGGGUCAAUUGGCCCAACAGUUCUGGAGGUUUUUAAUACCUUGUUGAAGCACUUGCGCAUCAGUGUUGACUUUGAGCUGGGGGAUAGGCGCAGCUCAGCCGGAAGUGCCACAUUCAGCACAAGCUCCAAGGAGAGCGAUGAGAGGAUUGUCCAGAAUGCUAUUAUUCAAACAAUUGGGUUUUUUGGAAGCAAUCUCCCAGAUUACCAGAGAUCAGAGAUUAUGAUGUUCAUCAUGGGAAAAGUACCUGUUUUCGGGACAACUUCACAAUCACUGGAUACUAGUCACCUUGGGGAUUUGGGAACUAGGAGGAUUCAGAUCAUGUUAUUGAGAUCAUUACUUAUGGUGACUUCAGGAUACAAAGCAACAACGAUAACUAAUGCACUUCCUCCCCCGUUUCUGGACCCGUUACUGUCUCCUUCACUCAUGGAGGACUCUGAGCUGAGGCAGCUAGUCUUGGAAAUACUGCAUAAUCUCAUUGAUCGGCAUGACAACAGGGCAAAGCUCAGAGGGAUACGAAUAAUACCAGAUGUUUCUGAUCUAAAGAUAAAACGAGACAAAAUUUCAAGGCAAGACGUGAGCUUCAUGAAGAAGCAUGGUCAGCAGUUGUACAGACACAUCUACUUAGGCUGUAAAGAAGAAGACAAUGUCCAAAAAAACUUUGAGCUGCUGUUUACAUCUCUAGCUCUUACCACGAUUGAACUGGCCAACGAAGAAGUGGUUAUUGACCUCAUUCGGUUAGCUAUUGCUUUGCAGGACCUUGCCAUCAUCAAUGAGGAUAAUCUGCCGAUGUUUAAUCGUUGUGGUGUCAUGGCAUUGGUUGCAGCGUAUCUAAACUUUCUGAGUCAGAUGAUCGCAGUUCCUGCCUUUUGUCAGCAUGUCAGCAAGGUCAUUGAAACUAGAAGUCUGGAAGCAGCGUAUUUUCUACCAGAAACAAUUUUCAAAGACAAAUGCAAUCUUCCAAAAUCCUUAGAGAAGCAUGAAAAAAAUUUAUUUUUCCUGACAAACAAGAUUGCAGAAUCAUUAGGAGGCAGUGGAUACAGUGUGGAAAGAUUGUCAGUUCCAUAUGUACCCCAGGUUACAGAUGAAGACAGACUCUCCAGGAGGAAGAGCAUUGUGGACACGGUAUCUAUUCAGGUGGAUAUUCUGCCUGGCAACAACACGGAGGAUAAGAUUGAUAAUACUGAAGAAAUCACCUUUGAAGCUUUGAAGAAAGCAAUUGAUAACAAUGGUCUUGAAGAACAGGAAAAAGAAAAAAGGCGUCUUGUGAUUGAGAAGUUCCAAAAAGCGCCAUUUGAAGAAAUUGCAGCACAAUGUGAAACCAAAGCAAACUUGCUUCAUGAUAGACUUGCACAGAUACUGGAACUCACCAUUCGUCCUCCACCUAGUCCCUCAGGAACGAUGACCAUUACUGCUGGACAUGCUCAUUACCAAUCUGUUCCGGUCUAUGAGAUGAAGUUUCCAGACCUUUGUGUGUAUUAAGUGUCUUCUGAAGUCUGCUGGACAUUAUUUAGAGUAGAGUACAAUAGAAAGAACAAGAUGAGUUUUCAAAUUUUA